Molecule: messenger RNA, 573 nt
Organism: Onychomys torridus (southern grasshopper mouse)
Lineage: Eukaryota; Metazoa; Chordata; Mammalia; Rodentia; Cricetidae
Product: jupiter microtubule associated homolog 2-like
Exons: 1
Coding region: 1-573 (190 amino acids)
Cellular component (GO): nucleus
Source: RefSeq, a predicted model, not a curated record
AUGUUCCAGGGCGCCAACGCACAGACUGGUGGGUCAGGCUCCAGAUCUGUGAAGCCCCCAGGAGGAGAAUCGAGCAAUCUUUUUGGAAGUCCAGAAGAAGGUCCUCCUUUAAGCAAGCCUAAUAGGAUGGCAUCUAAUAUUUUUGGACCAACUGAAGAACCUAAAAACAUACCCAAGGGGACAAAUCCUCCAGGGGGCAAAGGAAGUGGUAUCUUUGAUGAAUCGACUCCUGUGCAGACUCGACAACGUCUAAACCCCGCUGGUGGGAAGACUAGUGACAUAUUUGGGUCCCCAGUCACUGCCACUGCACCCCUGGCACACCCAAACAAGCCCAAGGAUCACGUUUUGCUAUGUGAAGGUGAAGACUCUAAAUCUGACCUGAAAGUUACAACAAACUCCACACCCAGAGGAGAGCAGAGCGAGAAGGGAAGCUCAAAAGAAGCCGACCAUACCAAGAUAGCAGAGCCUACACCUAUGGUUGACAGUCAUGAGCCCAGACUGGGACCGCGACCUUGUUCCCACAACAAGGUCCUGAACCCACCGGGAGGCAAAUUGAGCAUCUCCUUCUAUUGA